Molecule: messenger RNA, 572 nt
Organism: Eutrema salsugineum
Lineage: Eukaryota; Viridiplantae; Streptophyta; Magnoliopsida; Brassicales; Brassicaceae
Exons: 3
Coding region: 121-270 (49 amino acids)
Source: RefSeq, a predicted model, not a curated record
UUGGAUCAGUACUAAUCAGUCGACGGUACUGUCAUAGUAGCUGCUUCUCGUCUCCGGAGGAAUUCAAUCAAACCCAACCGAUCUGUUUGAGCUCAAGAGGAGGUUUUGUUUUCGUCUUUCAUGGCGAAGGAACAGCACUUGCGGCCUUGGUUUCUCGAUCUCGUACCGGCUUUGGUUGUUUUGCUCGCCGCAGCUCAUGUCAUCGCCUUGGGUUACUGGAUUUACAGAUUGGCAACUGAUCGUCGGCCUCAGAGAGGAAAAUUUCACUGAGGAAACGUCCAAUAGGUAUCCUUCAGUUGUGUUUCACACAUUGUCUCUGAGGGUAAGGCCAAACUUCAAUGCUUAUCCACUUGUGUUAAUCAAGACAGAGUUGUAGUCUCUGUAUCGUUACUGGGAUUAUAAGAUUCCUAACCAAGAUCACUACUGCAUAGUGCGAGAGAUUUAACUAGAAGAUGUAACCAAGAGUGGAACACUGUUUUUGGAAAACCAUUUUAUUUAGCUAGAAGUGAUAUUGAGUAGUCAGCGUUAAAACAAAGAUCACGAAUGUGUAAUAUUAUUAUAGGUUGUAACUU